Brugia malayi is the source of this 651-nucleotide messenger RNA. Its product is annotated as Hepatic leukemia factor, putative. Lineage: Eukaryota; Metazoa; Nematoda; Chromadorea; Rhabditida; Onchocercidae. Gene Ontology annotation, biological process: regulation of transcription by RNA polymerase II; DNA-templated transcription. The record is from RefSeq and is a predicted model, not a curated record. Gene Ontology annotation, molecular function: DNA-binding transcription factor activity, RNA polymerase II-specific; RNA polymerase II cis-regulatory region sequence-specific DNA binding. The transcript has 3 exons. Bases 1 to 651 code for a protein of 216 amino acids.
AUGAUUGUAACAACAAUGAUACCAGCAUACAUGAGUGAAGUUAAAAGUGAUGGUGCAAAUCAUCUGUAUUUCUCAUAUCCGACACCAGUAGCUACCAAUAUGGUACCAGCUAAUUUCACAGCUUAUAGUAUGCCAAUACCGCCACCAUAUGAAUCAGUAGUUAAUAUUACCAAACAACAAGAAGAAAACUUUCCUACAACAUCAUCUUCCAUCAUAUCCGCUUCAACAUCACUUCCACAACAACAACAACAACAACAACGUGAUGAACAACAACAACAACAACAACAACGAUUACAACAACGUAGAUCGAUUAUUCCAGUAGAUGAAGAAGCUCGUAAAAAAUAUCGUGAACGACGAGACAAAAAUAAUUUAGCAGCAAAAAAAUCCAGAAGUAAUCGACGAGAGAGAGAAAAGAUGAUGCAACGUAAAGUUGACGAAUUGGAGAAGGAAAAUGAAGCGUUACGAGCUCAAUUAGCAAUUUAUACGCAACAAUUAGAUUACGCACGAAAAGAAUAUGAAAGACAAUUAUCACUAUCUUAUACUGCUCAACAACAAGGAAUAUUACUUCGCGAUAAUCCUACCAAUUUGGUACCAACGACACAAUCAGCACCUAUAUUAUAUCCAUCAUUUUCUCAGCAAACUGUCACCUGA